Messenger RNA from Closterium sp. Naga37s-1, 2169 nucleotides. The record is from the annotation of a GenBank genome assembly. NCBI's taxonomy places the organism in Eukaryota, Viridiplantae, Streptophyta, Zygnematophyceae, Desmidiales, Closteriaceae.
AUGGGCCCCGUCGAAGCCCUGUCAAGGGCGCCUCGACGGGUUGCAUCACCACGCUGGGUAGUUCUAACCCUUCUCCCCCUCAUUCCCCCCAUUCUUCCCCUCAUUUCCCAGCCUUCUCCUCCUCAUUCCCCCCAUUCUUCCCCCUCAUUCCCCCCCUUUUCUCCCUCAACCCCCCCCCCCUUCUCGCCCUCAUUUCCCCCCCUUCUCCCUCUCACUUCCCCCACUGCUCCCCCUCAUUUCCCCUCCUGCUCCUUCUCACUUCCCCCACUGCUCCCCCUCAUUUCCCCUCCUGCUCCUUCUCACUUCCCCCACUGCUCCCCUUCAUUUCCCCCCCUUCUCCCUCUCACUUCCCCCACUGCUCCCCCUCAUUUCCCCUCUUGCUCCUUCUCACUUCCCCCACUGCUCCCCCUCAUUUCCCCUCCUGCUCCUUCUCACUUCCCCCACUGCUCCCCCUCAUUUCCCCUCCUGCUCCUUCUCACUUCCCCCACUGCUCCCCUUCAUUUCCCCUCCUUCUCCUUCUCACUUCCCCCACUGCUCCCCCUCAUUUCCCCUCCUGCUCCUUCUCACUUCCCCCACUGCUCCCCUUCAUUUCCCCUCCUCCUCCCUCUCAUUUCCCCCCUUACUCCUCUCAUCUCCCCCCCCUCCUCCCUCUCAUUUCCCCCCUUGCUCCUCUCAUCUCUCCCCCUCCUCCCUCUCAUUUCCCCCCUUGCUCCUCUCAUCUCUCCCCCUCCUCCCUCUCAUUUCCCCCCUUGCUCCUCUCAUCUCUCCCCCUCCUCCCUCUCAUUUCCCCCCUUGCUCCUCUCAUCUCUCCCCCUCCUCCCUCUCAUUUCCCCCCUUGCCGCCUCUCAUCUCUCCCCCUCCUCCCUCUCAUUUCCCCCCUUGCUCCUCUCAUCUCUCCCCCUCCUCCCUCUCAUUUCCCCCCUUGCUCCUCUCAUCUCUCCCCCUCCUCCCUCUCAUUUCCCCCCUUGCUCCUCUCAUCUCUCCCCCUCCUCCCUCUCAUUUCCCCCCUUGCUCCUCUCAUCUCUCCCCCUCCUCCCUCUCAUUUCCCCCCUUGCUCCUCUCAUCUCUCCCCCUCCUCCCUCUCAUUUCCCCCCUUGCUCCUCUCAUCUCUCCCCCUCCUCCCUCUCAUUUCCCCCCUUGCUCCUCUCAUCUCUCCCCCUCCUCCCUCUCAUUUCCCCCCUUGCUCCUCUCAUCUCUCCCCCUCCUCCCUCUCAUUUCCCCCCUUGCUCCUCUCAUCUCUCCCCCUCCUCCCUCUCAUUUCCCCCCUUGCUCCUCUCAUCUCUCCCCCUCCUCCCUCUCAUUUCCCCCCUUGCUCCUCUCAUCUCUCCCCCUCCUCCCUCUCAUUUCCCCCCUUUCUCCUCUCAUCUCUCCCCCUCCUCCCUCUCAUUUCCCCCCUUGCUCCUCUCAUCUCUCCCCCUCCUCCCUCUCAUUUCCCCCUUUGCCGCCUCUCAUCUCUCCCCCUCCUCCCUCUCAUUUCCCCCCUUGCUCCUCUCAUCUCUCCCCCUCCUCCCUCUCAUUUCCCCCCUUGCCGCCUCUCACUUCCACCCUUGCUCACUCUCGCUUCCCCGCUUCCCUCUCAUUUCCCUCCUUCACCCCUUCAUUUCCCAACCUAAACCCUUAUUUUCCCCACCUUGCUCCCCGUCAUUUCCCCCCCUUCUCCCCUUAUUUUUCCCACCUUGCUCCCCUUCAUUUCCCUCCCAGCUCUGGCAUAGCCCCACUGCCCUCCCGUCCUUUUCAUCUUCCCUCCCUUACAGGGUGGAUCCCUUGCAAAAUACUGCCCCCCACUCGCUCCCUUCCAUUCUCCCUUCCACGCUCUCCCAUCGCCAUGCCUUAAUUUCUCAUCCCCCCUCCUUCCAGGGUCAUCUCACCUCCCAUGAGAUCCCACUCGCUCCUUCAGUCCCUGCCCAUACUGCCGCCGCUGCUGCCUUUGCCGGAGCUGCCUCUGCUGCCACACCCAGUGUUCCUUCCUUUGAACAGCGGCAGGUGCAUGGGCAGCAACAGCAGAACCAAGAGCGAGUGGACCCUGCUGCGGUCUCACAGCCGAGCGCGCUCAUGAGUGCGCAAGCCGCAGGAGAUGCAGCAUGCCGGGUCUCUCACGAUGGGUGCACACUAUCGAAGCAGCCAUGUCAGCAGUGGACUGGGGAGCGAGCAGGGUGUGAGGCUCGAUGA